Messenger RNA from Harpia harpyja (harpy eagle), 2327 nucleotides. Its product is annotated as ras-like GTP-binding protein RHO. Gene Ontology annotation, molecular function: GTP binding; GTPase activity. The coding region runs from base 139 to 732 and encodes 197 amino acids. NCBI's taxonomy places the organism in Eukaryota, Metazoa, Chordata, Aves, Accipitriformes, Accipitridae. The record is from RefSeq and is a predicted model, not a curated record. The transcript is spliced from 3 exons. Gene Ontology annotation, biological process: small GTPase-mediated signal transduction.
GAAGAGUGGUGGGAAGUUCUCUCCGCAGGGGAACCAGUGACCUAAGGAAGCUGAGGUGGCAACAGUUUUAAAAGAAACCAAUCUAAUACUGAACAUCAAGAAAGAGAAGAAGGUUGAUACUGGAAAUCACUAUCCUGAAUGGCUGCUCUUAGGAGAAAGCUAACUGUAGUUGGAGAUGACUGCUGUGGUAAGACAUGCCUCCUCUUUGCUCUGUGUCACGAGCAGCUUCCCAAGACCUACGAGCCAACUCUGUUUGACGCUUACACCACUGACACAGAAGUAGAUGGGAAAGAGAUGAAACUAAUUCUCUUCGAUGUGGCAGGGAAGAAUGAAGUCAGUUACCGAAAUCUCCGCUCAGUGUUCUAUGAGGACACCGACAUUAUUUUAAUGUGCUUCUCUGUGGACAGGCAUGACUCACAGCAAAACAUCCUUGAUUUUUGGAUUCCAGAAAUCAAAGUGUUCUGCCCCACAGUACCUAUUAUUCUGGUGGCUACCAAGACAGAACUAAGGGGCGAUGAAGGUAUUAAGAAGAAACUAACUUCUCCAGGCAAUGAGCCAAUUAGCACUACAGAAGGAAAAGCUUUAGCUGCCAGCAUUGGGGCAUAUGCUUAUCUGGAGUGUUCUGCCAAGACAAAAGAAGGUAUUGAUACAGCCCUGGAGAUUAUUAGCCAAUGUGCAUUAAAUGAGAAAAGGAGGAGAAAGAGGCACUACGGGCGCUGCCAAAUUUUGUAAGAGGAGUGAAUAUUAUUUUGUUGUUGGAUUUCAUCAUGUGGAAAGCACUUGCAGGCAGAAGACACGAAGUAAAGGGAAUGCCAACAACCAUGCUCUCAGCUUUGCAAGUCAUUAACAAUCUGGAAAGAGACUGAGAAAUCCUGUCAGCCUAAGCAGAAUAUCUCAGAGAGGCACAGAGAUGGACCAAAAUGGAAGGACUUUGCGUGCAUCUCCAUACUACUCCUUCCUGUGAAGCACUGAUUGCUGGCCGCCCAAGGAACUGAGUUAUGGACUGAUAUUAAAGGCACAGGUCUGGAAGGGGGCAAAUAAUGUGACUUCAGGAUUUGAAGACACAUGCUGUAACACAGUAAGCGGACAGAGAAACGUUUCAAGGUAAACCCCUUCUGAUCCUGAAGUAAAGGUACAGGGCUAAUUGAGCAUAACUGUCAUGAACUGCGAGAACAUGGAAGUCUAUCACUUUCUUUUGCUGACUUCCUUGGUGUUGGUUUCAUCACUCUGGCAGCUUGGUUGCAGUUUCCCAGGGGGAAACAAAAUAAGAAUGAACAUAAAUUUUUAAACCGAUUAUGCCACCUGGAGCUGUACACUUAGCAAACUAGCUUUUCCAGGUGAAAGACCUAGUAAAAUACACGCUUGAUUUUUUUCUUACCCAUUCUUCCCACCAGCAUUUGUCUAUUGAUGGUAUCACGGGUAGAAAUACUGGGCUUGGCCAAGUAUUCAUGAUUGGAUGGGUUGCUGCUUUCCUUCUACAUCACUUUUUAGUAGCAGUUUUUAAGUCCACAAUCACACUGUGGCAUAAUAACAAAUGCUUCAAAGACGACACUUUACAUUUCCAAAAGUACCUUUCUUCAAAGAAUCUCUGAGCACUUUUCAACAUGAAUUACCAACGCACCUCUUGGUGAUAAGUAGGUGUUAUUUCCUUUUUCAAAACCGAGAAGCUUAAACUGCUGCCUAAAGUAACUGUGAACCAUCUACUUCUUGGAGCUUUCUUUUUCUUGACUUCUUUUCCAUGCCCUUUCCCUUUUGCCUCCUGGACCAUUCUUAACCUCAAUUUCCUCUCCUCUCUGCUUGUGAUAAUCCCCUCAAUGCAGCCUGAUAUAGUACCCAAACUUUAAAACUCUUCUCCCCAUGCAACUUGGACGUAAGUGUGUGCUGUGCCCAAGUGCUCUCCUGAUUCAGCUAGUAACGCACAUUAGCGCAUUUCAAAGAGCUGUAUUUAUGUAGAUAGGUUUAAAUUGUUAUUUCCAUUUUAUAUGUGUAUGUGUGGGUGGGGAGGAUUAGACUGCAGAUAAGUUAAAGAACACAGGUGUCUCAAGUGCCUCUGAUGUGGGGUGUUGAAUUGGAGAGAGGCAGUUUUGCAAAGAUGCUAAGCACUUACUGCUCCCACUACUUGGAAAGUUCAGACCAGUUUGGAGAAUCUGAGCUUUCACUGCCCGUUGCUUAGUGGGACACUGGUCAGCUCAUUGACUGGUGUCUGUUUUCAAUCUAAACAAACAAGUAUUUUCCUCCAGAAGGGCGCUUUGUUCAAGAUAAGGGUAACUGGUUUCACUCCCAGUAUUCACUGUAUGUAUCUCUGAAUUAAACUGUUGUUACACUGA